UUUUAUGAUGGCUCUUCGCUCUCAUCUUCUUCCCUGACAAGAAGGGAGAAGGGUUAUAAAAACGGCGUGCCCGGAUGCCCGUUACAUCAUCACCGCCAUCAUCUAUAAUCCGAGAAAGCAAUUGCUAUACUAUCUCACACAUGGAACCUUUGCAUCUGGACGUUCCAACCACCCAUCACGUAUAUGAAGGGUCGCACGGCGAGAGAUACAGCCCGCCCAUUUCAGGCUCCGUUCUGGUGCCAGUAUCCUUGUUGGACUUUGAGCAGGCGGAGUACCCCAACGUGACUGUUAGUCUGCUUCGAACUGUGACUUUGCGAGACAAUGAGCUGGCAUCCAAUGGCCAAAACGACAACAAAAAGGGCGAUUUCCUGCAGCGGAUCCGCAGGAAACGCGUACCUCAAACUCAGACUAUCGUCACUCAACAAAAGGAGGGAAGCAGUACGGUAGAGACGCUGGUGCAAUGUCAGCUAUGGCAUUCCCCAGAACCAGUCGAGUUGUAUGAGUCGGGCGCAGCUGUGCUGAAGUUUCUUUUCUCGAUACCCGUUCCAUUUGGCACAUCAGGCACGACAGAGACUCCGUUUGGGGGGUUGUCAUAUGCUGUGCGCGCUGCGGUCACUUUCCCAUCUGGAAUGGCAGUGGACGCGACCAAGGACGUCCAAAUCCUCUCCCAGAUCGUGACUGGCCCCAGCCAGACUGUUCGGCAUUUUAAAAAAUAUACUGGCGAGCGGUUGCAGUCGGAGUUGUCUCUGACCCCGGAGCAACCGACCGAUCCCAAAGCUAAGCUCGCAUACUCUGCGAAGUUGGUGGCCCGUGGCACUACGGCGCGGGGUGCUCGUCCAACUGAAAGGAAGCAGUUCUUUGUUCGAGAGGUCCAAUGGAGCGUUGAAGAGACGGUGAAGUUGAUGAAAGUCUCCGGCGGUGAAAAUCCUGACGGAGAGAACAUCACUUGGAAGGAGCAAUCCGUGCGUCAGCUGUGCUCGGGAAAGCAACAGGGUCGCUGGGCUCCGAAUAAGAAACUAUCGGCCCAGCAGCGAAAGCUCCACGAAGAUCAUGACCGAAUUGACGUACAAUUUAAUAUAACUAUCCCCAGAAGUGCAUCCACCGCUGAUGGACCGGAUCUUUCUUCAUGCACCUUCGACUCUGGAAAACCAUGUCGACACGUGACCCCUUGCAAGUUUAACGAGGAGUGCGCUGAGUCCAGAGGCGAGAGGACAACAAUCAUGGUUGAUCACCGGUUAAGGGUUCAUCUCAUCGCUGGAGAAGACACUCUGGACGACAAGACAGGAGAUCUCAUCAACCGACGGCAGUUUGCGAAAGCAUUCACCACGUGCUACACACUCCCGAUUCAUGAAGUGGCUGGCCGAAAUGCCAUCCCGGAGGGCACCUUCCACGGCAACAGCGCUCCUCCAUUAUACGAAGGAGAAUCUGCUAUGCCUCCUGCAUAUGACUUUGAUGCCCAAUACGCACCCCCUUGUUAUGUUUAAUUCCUGCUCCAUUCUACGUGAUAUCCAUCCCCAUGAUGACCGUUUCGUUCAUUUCAUUUGUUGUUUCCCCUUUCUUUUUUAAUUCUUUAUAAUUCCCAAUCUGCUCUUUGCUGCCCCAGUUGUUAGAAAGGCCCCCACUAUUGAGGGAGGUAUGAUGUUACGAUUUCACUUCUGUGGUUAUGUUUGUUUUCUUUUGGUUUGCUAGAUUCGUUUUAGACUUGACAGGGCUUGGACGGCGCAAGAUUUCGCACUACAGAUAGAUCGCUAUAGAUAGAUCCCCAUGUUUAUAAUCCUAAUAACUCGAUAUUUUCUAUUCUAGAAUUGAUAUAACCAUUUGCAUUUAGC
Molecule: messenger RNA, 1829 nt
Organism: Aspergillus pseudonomiae
Lineage: Eukaryota; Fungi; Ascomycota; Eurotiomycetes; Eurotiales; Aspergillaceae
Exons: 1
Coding region: 75-1484 (469 amino acids)
Source: RefSeq, a predicted model, not a curated record